CGCCUUUACACUAUGAUUCGGCAACGGUAGAAGCGAGCCAUCGCACCACAUCGCACACACGGUUCUGUCAUUUGCGUCCGUGACUCCGCUGCCUGGGCUCGUCGCGAGGAGAGACAGAGAUAUUGUGCGUCGUGCGGAUUCCUUUUCUUGCGCGAAGAAGCAACCGAGGGUUGGACGAUGAGCGAUCCGAAGAGUGGUGAGGACUUGUCGACGGCUAUCCUUCGUAAGAAGGAUAGGCCAAACAGGCUACUGGUCGACGAAGCGAUCGCCGACGAUAAUUCCGUGGUGGCGCUCUCCCAGGCGAAGAUGGACGAGUUGCAGCUGUUUCGCGGCGACACCGUGCUGCUGAAGGGCAAGAGGCGCAAGGAGACGGUGUGCAUCGUUCUUUCGGACGACACCUGUCCGGACGAGAAGAUCCGCAUGAACCGAGUCGUCAGAAAUAACUUGCGCGUGCGUUUGAGCGACGUCGUUUCCGUACAAGCGUGUCCAGAGGUCAAGUACGGAAAGCGCAUUCAUGUACUGCCAAUGGACGACACUGUCGACGGUAUUACCGGAAAUCUAUUCGAGGUCUAUUUGAAGCCGUACUUCCUGGAAGCUUACCGUCCUAUUCACAAAGAUGACAACUUCAUUGUACGAGGAGGUAUGCGAGCCGUGGAGUUCAAAGUUGUGGAAACUGAUCCGGGACCAUUUUGCAUCGUGGCGCCCGAUACAGUGAUACAUUGCGAGGGUGAUCCGAUAAAACGAGAGGAGGAGGAGGAAGCAUUGAACGCCGUGGGAUACGACGAUAUUGGCGGUGUUCGCAAGCAACUGGCGCAAAUCAAGGAGAUGGUGGAACUGCCCCUGCGACACCCGUCGCUGUUCAAAGCCAUCGGCGUUAAACCGCCACGUGGUAUCUUGUUGUACGGACCACCGGGAACGGGAAAGACUCUCAUUGCGCGCGCUGUCGCAAACGAGACCGGAGCGUUCUUCUUCCUCAUAAACGGUCCCGAAAUUAUGAGCAAGCUGGCAGGUGAGUCCGAGAGCAACCUGCGAAAGGCGUUCGAGGAGGCCGAGAAAAAUUCUCCGGCCAUCAUAUUUAUUGACGAACUUGAUGCGAUCGCGCCGAAACGUGAAAAGACGCACGGCGAAGUCGAGAGGCGUAUUGUGUCGCAACUGUUGACACUGAUGGACGGCAUGAAGCAAAGCUCCCAUGUGAUUGUAAUGGCAGCUACCAAUCGACCGAACAGCAUUGACGGGGCGCUUCGCCGAUUCGGGCGUUUCGAUAGAGAGAUCGACAUCGGUAUCCCGGACGCCACUGGCCGGCUGGAAAUCUUGAGAAUCCACACGAAGAACAUGAAACUCGCUGACGACGUCGAUUUAGAAGAGAUCGCAGCAGAAACUCACGGACACGUCGGCGCCGAUUUAGCGUCUUUAUGUUCGGAAGCGGCUCUUCAACAAAUUCGUGAAAAGAUGGACCUUAUAGACUUGGAGGAUGAUCAUAUAGACGCGGAGGUCUUGUCUUCGCUCGCGGUAACAAUGGAGAACUUUAAGUAUGCAAUGACGAAGAGCAGCCCGAGUGCUCUACGUGAGACGAUCGUGGAGGUGCCGACGGUCACCUGGGAUGAUAUUGGAGGUUUACAAAACGUCAAGAUGGAAUUGCAAGAAUUGGUGCAGUAUCCAGUGGAGCAUCCUGAUAAAUUCUUGAAAUUCGGUAUGCAACCGUCAAGAGGCGUGUUAUUCUACGGUCCACCCGGUUGCGGUAAAACACUAUUGGCUAAAGCGAUCGCCAACGAGUGUCAAGCGAAUUUUAUCUCCGUCAAGGGUCCUGAAUUAUUGACUAUGUGGUUCGGAGAAUCAGAAGCCAAUGUCAGAGAUGUCUUUGACAAGGCAAGAUCAGCGGCGCCUUGUGUAUUGUUCUUCGACGAACUCGACUCUAUCGCCAAAUCACGAGGUGGCACCGUUGGCGACGCCGGCGGUGCGGCGGACCGUGUAAUAAAUCAGAUAUUAACGGAAAUGGAUGGCAUGGGCGCAAAGAAAAACGUAUUCAUCAUAGGAGCGACAAAUCGGCCCGACAUCAUUGACCCGGCAAUUCUACGGCCCGGAAGAUUAGAUCAAUUAAUUUACAUACCACUACCGGAUGAGAAGUCCCGAGAAGCGAUAUUCCGCGCUAAUCUUCGAAAGUCGCCUGUGGCUAAGGAUGUAGACCUGAGCUACAUAGCCAAAGUUACACACGGUUUCUCCGGUGCUGACUUGACAGAAAUCUGCCAGCGGGCAUGCAAACUUGCCAUUAGACAGUGCAUCGAGACGGAAAUUCGAAGGGAAAAAGAACGAGCAAAUAAUCCAUCCGCAUCUAUGGACGUAAGAACGUUUAUGGAUGAGGAUGAUCCUGUACCAGAAAUAACGCGAGCUCACUUCGAGGAAGCAAUGAGGUUUGCGCGUCGUUCAGUGUCCGAUAAUGACAUUCGCAAGUACGAAAUGUUUGCACAAACACUUCAACAAUCUCGAGGAUUCGGGACUAAUUUCAGAUUUCCACAAAGUGGAGCAGGCGGUGCUCAAGAUAAUACGCAAGGCGAUCAAGCCUUUCAAGAUGAUGGAGAUGACGAUCUCUAUAGCUAAGUUUUCAUUUCCUUGUAUGUCAUUACAGUGAGCAUACGACAAAAGGGCCUGUCUGUUACCACAUAAUAUAUUGCACAGCAAUUGUUUUUAAGUGAUACAAUUGAGGUAUAAAGAGCGUAAAUAAAUGGAUAAAAUGGAAAUUUUAUAUGAGGUACAUACGGCUUUGUGUUUGUAGAAGAAGGGCACAGGCCCUAAUCUAUGUAUUGCUAAGAAACGUUCGGAUAUAAAAUAUCGAUUGAAAACUUGCUUUGUCAUAAUUACUUUUGCGCUUAACCAUAUUUAUAUUGACGGAACGGCGUCUUUUAGCGGAACUUGGGUGAAAUUAUCUUUUCUUUCUCACCAACACUUUAUAGGACAUGGAUGCGAUAGAAAUACAUUCGUGUCAUUCAUCAACAGUUAUGUGAAGAUUACUAUAAAGUGACAGGAUGACACUAUAUCGCAUAUACAGGUACUAUAGGGAUAUGGAUACUAUCCAUUGCAAUUUUGCUACGUAAUUUUACAUGAGUUAGUAAUUUACGUAUUUUUGUCGAGCUUGAACUCUCGGAAUAGACCCUUUUGCUGCAUUAUCACUGUACUCUAUGAGAAUACAUUCUGUUCACACGCAUUGCAGUAAUAUUAAAACAAAAAAAAAAGAAAUUAUAUCGAGAUGAGAUUGUCAACUAAUGAUGAUGUACGUUGACGAUUUUAUAAAUAUCCCUUAAUAGUAAAUUAAUCUAUAUACGACGAUAACGAGCCUCUUUUUCAAUCUCGUCACACAAAUCGUGCGAUUAUCUGCAUUAUAACCGUUCGCAGUUUUAUAAACGUUGAAAAUUCUGAUAAUGGAGGAGCCGAAUAAAAUUGCUAAAUACAACACGAA
This is a messenger RNA of Vollenhovia emeryi, 3451 nucleotides long. RefSeq names its product transitional endoplasmic reticulum ATPase TER94 (gene TER94). The coding region runs from base 178 to 2595 and encodes 805 amino acids. NCBI's taxonomy places the organism in Eukaryota, Metazoa, Arthropoda, Insecta, Hymenoptera, Formicidae. The record is from RefSeq and is a predicted model, not a curated record. Gene Ontology annotation, cellular component: cytosol; nucleus; VCP-NPL4-UFD1 AAA ATPase complex. The transcript has 13 exons. Gene Ontology annotation, biological process: retrograde protein transport, ER to cytosol; mitotic spindle disassembly; autophagosome maturation. Gene Ontology annotation, molecular function: polyubiquitin modification-dependent protein binding; ATP binding; ATP hydrolysis activity.